This is a messenger RNA of Dermatophagoides farinae (American house dust mite), 648 nucleotides long. The record is from RefSeq and is a predicted model, not a curated record. Lineage: Eukaryota; Metazoa; Arthropoda; Arachnida; Sarcoptiformes; Pyroglyphidae.
AUGGCUCAUUGUUAUUUAUUAUUCAUGUAUCAAUUUAUCGUCAUAACAUGGACUAUAUUUCUGAAAUUAGAUCAAAUAAAUUCGACUCUAAACACAAAACGGAUUAUGAACAAAUCUCAUCCUCGUUAUUAUAGCCGUAUUGUCAAUCGAUUUCUAUGGUUACAUGGCCAUAAUUUUGAUCAAGUUAAUCGAUUAACAUGUUAUGAAUCGGAUCUUUUUUCAUCAUAUUUAAUAGCAAAUUUUCCAAUGAAUCUAUUGCUCAUUAUCACCACAUAUUUUUUCGAUAACAAUAAUCAAUUUUAUCUUUGGAAAUUUUUGCUUCUGGUCAUUUUACAACAAACGGUCAUUUUUUUUGUCAUCCAUUUAAUUUGUUCCCUAUAUACGAUCAAGAUUCAUAAAUGUUCACAUAAAAUUAUUUAUUAUUCUGUUCAUUUUCCACUACGACCAUUAUCAUUACAUAUUCAUACUAGUUUAUAUAUUGAAAAAAUUCAUACGUUAAAUCAAUAUGGAAUUAUAUUUGGUCGUGCCACAUUGAUCAGUAUGAUGUCAUUUCUCAAGUUUUUCUUUUUUUAUCUACAAAGUUUAAUGCUUAUGUAUAAUCUGCUCAAAAACUAGAUUUCAUCCAUCCAAAUACUAAUAAUCCAUAAU